Messenger RNA from Vicia faba (fava bean), 675 nucleotides. NCBI's taxonomy places the organism in Eukaryota, Viridiplantae, Streptophyta, Magnoliopsida, Fabales, Fabaceae. The record is from the annotation of a GenBank genome assembly.
AUGUAUGGAUUAGUGGAGUUUUUGAGUGUAAAUUGCGACGAGUUGAGUUUUGUACAAGAUUACAUUCAAGAGGAUUAUAGUGAACAAAUCAACAGACAGUUUUCAGAUAUUCCAUAUGUUAUGACACUGCUCAAUUGUCUUCUUUCAACUUGGUAUGGUCUUCCUUUUGUGUCUCCACACAACAUACUAGUAUCAAUAAUAAAUGGCACUGGAGCAGUAAUUGAAAUCAUAUAUGUUUUGAUAUUCAUCCUAUUUGCACCUAAGAAAGAAAAGAUCAAAAUCUUUGGCCUAUUCACGGUGGUACUCUCCGUGUUCUCUGUUGUUGUUUUCGUGUCACUUUUUGCCUUACACGACACAUAUAGGAAGAUGUUCUGUGGCUUCGCUGCGGUCAUAUUUUUAGUGAUUAUGUAUGGUUCUCCUCUCUCAAUUAUGAGUUUAGUAAUCAAAAGAAAAAGUGUGGAAUUUAUGCCAUUCUUCUUGUCAGUGUUUGUGUUUCUUUGCGACACUUCUUGGUUUAUCUUUGGUCUAUUAGGUCAUGACCCAUUUAUUGCUUUCGUUACAACUGUUGCAUGUGGGGUUGAAGGCCAUGGAUCCGCUGGGUUAGUGGUGGAAUCAUCUGAGCCUUUGAACUCAGAAGGAAGCAGAGUGAAGGUGUUGGUGGGAACUGGGCUAUGA